UGCUCAGUGAGGAUGCCCAGCGCUUGAACCACCACAGCGCGCUGACAUCUGCGCAUUUUUUUGUUUUGACGUUUUUUUUCUUCUUCUUUCUGUUCAUCCCCGCAUUUGUGAGCGUGUUUCUUUUGCGGAUGAUUUUGAAAGAAACACAGACACAAGAAUGAUGUCGGCUGGGGAGGAUUUUAACGUCGCAUUGAAUUGCAUAUUGGUUUUCAAUAAGAUCUCGCACCGGCCAGUCUACAGCGAUCCUCGGUAGUACAGUGCGCCGUUUAUCCCCCUAAAAAUGGAAGACCUUUCACGUCAAGAAAAGGCGUCAGUCCGGUGAUCGGCGUCUGAAUAUCUAAUUUUUUAUUUCCACGUCAAUUGACACAUCUGGGAAAGGAUUCAUUUCCCUUCCCUCCUGUUUACCAAGACAGCUGUGUCAUCAACAACCGGCGUGGUUUUGUUGUUGUCUGAUUUUUUUACGAGUCUGGGCAACUGGUUUAGGCGAUCGGCACAGUCUACCUCUGCGCCAGCCGUAGACUCUACAGCUAUCAAGGAGGGCUGCCCGUGACAUACAUUGCCAUCCCCUGAGUCCUCUUCUAUACCAUGAGCUCUGGCUCUGCCCAGGAUGUGGCAGUCGAGCAUUUCCUGCGUGACAUAGAGAGGCGAAGCAAGCGGCUACACUGCGCUGUGAUAGGCUGCGAGGAGGAGCGAUCCCACAGCGACAUGAACCUGCUGUAUCGUAAGAGCCGGUUGGACUGGAGGCAGAGAGACCAAGAGGGAAGUAAAAAGAGCUCCACGCAAAAUGACCCAUCAGCUACUGUUGGCAAAGUCAGAGACCUGGCUUCUUUCCGACGGCACUUCCGAAUGGGUUUCAUGACCAUGCCUGCCUCCCAGGACCUGUCCCCUCACUCCUGUGCCUCUGCCAUGGCGCCGCGCUCGCAGUCCUGCCACGCUGUCGGAGCCGGAGAUACAAGUCUAGAGAAUGGAGAUUACUCAGACACCCAAUCUCAACACGGCGGCCGCUGCCCUCCAGUCAAACCCAAACGCCACCCCAGUACUCGCCUGAGCUCCUCGUCUGCUGACAGCAGAGGACCUCCUCCUGAGACACCACCUCCGCCUCCACUCACUCACUCCCAGGCAAAACACUCAGAGAAAAAGAAUGCCAUGAAGAAGUCUGACUCUGGAGAGAUUGGAACAAAGAAGGUGCCUCCUUUAAAGCCCAAGAGAAGUCCCAGCACCCAGCUUUCCUUUGACCCUCUUCCUCCACGUGUGCCUCCUUCUGCCACAUCAAUGCCCUUUCAGGCAUCAGACUCUCAGAUUCAGACAGGAGAUGGGGAUGAUGAGCCAGUCUAUAUAGAAAUGGUGGGCCAAGUGUUCACCAGAGACAGUCAGACGGCCACACCCCACCCUGUAACCCCUGUGGCCACAACACCAGACUCUGACUCAGACCAGAGUGAGGCAAUCUAUGAGGAGAUGAAAUACCCAAUGCAGGAGGACAGGGAGUCCCACAGACACCUCCCUUCCAAACACGAGAAACUGAAAACCUCUAAACACUUUCAUGUGACACCUUCUUCUGCCAGCAGCUCCUCUUCGCUGCCACGCCCAUCUUCUUCUUCCCCUUCCUAUUCCAAACCUAAAGCUACUGUAUCAAUCUCCCAUUCAUCUCCUCUGCCUGCCUCUGCAUCCUCCACCCCAGUGCCCCAGGUCCUUUCUGCCAGCCCCCACACGCCACGAGCUCCUACACCCUAUCUGCUGCAAGGGAAUAAAUCGGAGCAAGAAUCAAACACAAAGAUCCCGGCGCCUUUCCCCAAUCUUCUACAGCACCGGCCCCCGCUGCUCGCCUUCCCUCAGCCUGCAGCAGCCUCCAGUGGGGUCGGGGUGCAGAACAAGUCAUCUGCUUCCACUAAAAUGGGAACUCAGACAUCAAGCGCAACAACACAAGCGAGCACCUCUUCCUCGGCCUCUUCUAAUAUUCCUGUAUCCCUGUCGGGCUCCAAGGAAUCAUCAGGAGGCAGUGCAGCGCAGCAGGACAAGCACAGCAGAGACGCCCAGUUAGGCCCAGCUCCUGGACUGAGAGCCAGGAGUCAUUCCACACCCCUGCCUCCUUCCUCUAAAUCCACCUCCCCCUUUUCCCAUCACCAUCAUCACCCUCACCAUCGCCCCUCACACUACCAUCACUAUCGGAAGCCAGAAAGAGGAGAUUCUCCUGCGCCGACCAAGAGCAGCUCACAGGCUUCUAACCAGGCCACAGUCCAGACACAAACCUCAAGUACAGGCAAGGAGGGCAAGUCAGUUAGCUUCCUCCUGAAGUCUGACAAAGGUGAGAAGGAUAAGGACAGGGAAAAGGACAGAGACAGGGACCGAGACAGAGAAAGGGAUAGGGGUAGAGGAGACAGGGACAAGGAUAGAGAGAGAGACAAGGACAGAGAUAGAGACAGGGAUAGAGAUAAGGAUAAGGAAAAGGACAGGGAAAGAGACAGAGACAGAGACAGAGAAAGGGAUCGUGAUAGGGAAGGAGGUCCACAUUCUUUACAGUUGGACAUCACUACCAGCACGAGCAGCCAAACGCCUCAAAGCAGCACCAGCUCAACCCCCACGCCAUUAUCCUCAUCCCAGCGUCCUCACUCUCGCCCACACCUCCGUUCUCACACGCCUCACGGCCUUCCAGCGUACAAGCCGCCCUCCUCGGACAGCCCCUUGCUAUGGACCUACCCCUCCGGUGGCUUCAGGAGGCCCCCGGCUUAUGAGAGCUUGAGAGGCAGCUCUCAGACACCAUCUCUGCAGCAGCCCUCGAGUCUUACUGGUAUUGGUGAAGGUGCGUUCAAGAGCAAUGGAGGGUCUGCAUCCCUUCAGUCUAAAGUUGGUUUCAUGCCUUGGGACAGCAGUGCCAGUUUAUCUGCCGAUGACGGGUCUUACUGGCCCAUGCAGAGGAAAUUGUCCUUCAGUCACGGCAGCAGAGAGACAGAGAAGGAUGAAGGCCGGGCAUGGAACGGUAGUGCUGAUGCCCUGUUAAGGACGGACAAGGAAGAGCUUGGAAUAGGGUCUCGGGGAGGCCAUUCAGGCAUCCCAGUCCACUUCAGUGGGUCCACAAGCAGGGCUCUUGGACACAGUGAGUCACUGGCCGGUGUUGACAGCAGCCUAGGAUUCAGAGCUCUGCCCAGGGUAGGGCUGCCUCUUCCCUGCCAGACCUUUCCUGCCUGUCGCAACGGAGAAGUGGGGCGGCUGGGUCGCUCCUCCUCUGCUGCUGGAGUGAGACAGGUGGGUGGAGGAGACGUUCAGAGACAGAGCAGUCUACCAGCACGAGAAGCCCUGAAUCAGCUGCAUAGUUUGGCCCAGCCUCAAGUACCCUGCAGUCCCAGCAGUCCCAGUGGUCCCGGUGUGUCACGGCAGCAGCAGCAGCAGCUUCAGCUACACCAGCAGCAGCUGCAGUUAAAGCAGCAGCUUCAGCAGCUUCAGCAACAGCACCACCUGCAGCUGCAGUUCCAACAGCUCGCCCAGUUGGCACAGGGACAACCUGUUGUCAGUGGGGUCACCACCCCAUCCACAUCGCAGACCCAGAGAGACGGCAAGUUGCUGGAAGUCAUCGAGCGUAAGCGCUGCCUGUGCAAAGAAAUCAAGGCACACAGGCGUCCCGACAAAAGCUUGUGCAAGCAGGACAGCAUGCCCAUCCUCCCUAGCUGGAGACGGACGCCUGAACCUCGUAAGACUGGCACACCUCCCUGCCAGAGGCCACAGGCCGUUGUGUGGGACACGGCUAUCUGACGUGGAAGUCAGGCCAGCAAGUACAGCACUAGAAGAGAUGAGCUGAAGAUGGCAGAAUUAUGAAUGAGAGUAAAAAUGGAUAUAGAAACUAGAAAAUUCUUUAAAUGGCUUUGGUGAUGUAAUUACCACCAAGGAAUGGGAGACUAUGGACCAAGAAGAAAACCCUUGAUAGCAUUUUUAUUGUGUGAUAAACUGAUCUGUGAACAGUAACUGAUGAAGGGUACUGGAGACUCUGAACCCAUCUGGGGGGGAAAACAAACAAAAAAAACGCUGAUCAAGAGGUGAAGAAUAAGAAGUAUUACAAUCAAACUACAUGAAUUUCUUACAAAUUGGAUUUGUAUCUGCUCUGUAUUAUGUAGUACACUAUGUAAAUGUGUUCUAAUUGCCAAUGUUUUUUGCCACAAAACACCAGUAUUAUUGCUACAAAAGGAAGACGCCAACUAACUAAUAAUUAGCGGGUUGUUUUCUGAAGUCGGUGUUGCCAAAUUUCUUCCUGACUACUUGAUACAUAAAUUGUGUAUUUUCGCCAACAAGCAGGUGUCCAACACGCUUAAAAACUACUCUGUGGAUGAGAAAAGGCAAGACUCAUAGAUAAGUUGCUGAAGUGUUUCUUGAAAUUGUGAAUGUAUAUGAGAUGUCUUGGUAUCAAUAGAUUGUCAUUGUGGAUGCAAAUAAUCAUCACCGAGGAGUAAAAGCUACCUACUGUAUCUGUUUGCAUAUUUGUAAUGUAAAUCUAUUUACUUUCUCAACGUUUCUGCAAUUUUAUAGCAAUAUCCUCCCGACGCUGGAGCAACAUAAUUAAAACUUGUGUCAACUAGCCUACAAUACAUAUCUAAGACUUGAAGAAGUCAUAUUUACUGUGUCAUUCUCUGCAUGUCACGAUAGACAUACAGUAUUGUAAAAAAAACAACAACAAAAACAAACAAAAAAAAUCCCAACUAAAAUAAAAAAAUUAGUGUAGAGAUGAUCAUGGCAAACUUUUACAUACAGCAAAUCUUCACUAUGAUAACGUGUGGUUGUAUAAAAAGCUGAAUAUGUCGUUUGGGGGGAGUGGGGGUGGGGGGGGUCCUCAUUAGGAAAAAAUUAAUAAAUAAAUAGGUGACAGAUGGCACAUGCUGUGCAGUACAGCCAAAUAUAGAUACAGAUCAAUGGUACAAAAAAAAAAUUUCAUCGCUCAUGCUUAUCCACAGUUGCACAUUAGUGAUUGUUCCACCACACCGAAAAACAGGCACUCAACACCCAUCAACACAGACUGUGCAAUAUGGUGCAACUGAUAAGACUGUGAGUAUUGAUCACCUCAAACAGAAUGCUGGAACAAUCUGCACAAAACAUUGUAUACGCUUAGGACAAGUUAAACCCUAAUGUACUGUAAAUAGAUAUGUACAACUCUAUUGAAAAUGUAGCAAUUAUUUCCAUUUUCAUACUUGUAAUCAAUACAUAUUAUGUAGCAUAUAUUGUAUAAACAUAACUUUGUUCACUUGUUUUUUCUAAAAGAAUUAAGUACUUUAUCUGCUGCAGCCAGUCCAUGCAUUACUUAUAGUUCUACUAAUAAACAGUAAGCCCUCUAAAGAAAGGCACAGCCCAACAGUUGUUUAUUUCAAUUUAUGCAAGACUCCCUUUAAGCUGUGUUAUUGAUUUAUUUAUGCCCUUUUUCUACAUCCAUUUUUAUUUGUGUACAGAUUUCCACAGCCUGUUGUCUUGACAUUUUUGAAUACUUGCUGCUAUCUUGAACUACUGGUGUUGUUCACUCAACUAUACAGUGUUACCAUGAGAAACAUUAUUAAUAUAGUGCUUAUUGUGAGAUAUUUGUUUUGGGUUUAUUUUUAUUUAUUAUUUUGGUUUUCUUUCUUUCUUUUGUUUUUCCUUUCUGAAAGCCACGUGAAAUGAAGUUCGUACCUUAAAGAGUGAGCCCGUCUGUAAUAGUAUUAAGGCGCUUGAAUGUCUCUUGGUUGUUGUCGUUUUUAAUGAUAGUAAGCACCAAACUGUACAGUACAGUACACCCAGUGAAAAGAAGACCUAUCUAAGUGUUUGAGAGUCACUACUUGGCCUUUUUUGUUUUUAGCUCCACCUGCUCGCGUUUGAGGAUCAGAGUCCAUUUUCAAGCAAACACAGGCCAGGUUGAAGGAAAUGGGCAAGUGCAAUGCAUGCAGAGAUUCCUUACACUGAAAUGCUCCAAUGAUUCUUACUAUUGUGCCCAAUUUUGAUUGCCGAUACCAAGUAAUCACCUUACUAUGAUUCCUUUUCACGGACUGAUAUGGAACCCUCGGUAUCAUUUCCAGAAUAGUUUACAGAAGCUGUUGGUUUUGUGUGUCUUCUAAAAACAGUGGCCAUUAUAUGAGUGCCAUACUAUAUUGAUAUGGUAAGAUACGGUGUACCUUGGAAAUCACUGUAGUGCUAUAUUUGCAUUGAUAUUGUCAUUGAAAAUAAAUUUUAUAUAAUGAACUUUA
This is a messenger RNA of Neolamprologus brichardi, 6191 nucleotides long. It is a transcript of the gene nyap1, whose product is annotated as neuronal tyrosine phosphorylated phosphoinositide-3-kinase adaptor 1. The record is from RefSeq and is a predicted model, not a curated record. NCBI's taxonomy places the organism in Eukaryota, Metazoa, Chordata, Actinopteri, Cichliformes, Cichlidae. Gene Ontology annotation, biological process: phosphatidylinositol 3-kinase/protein kinase B signal transduction; neuron projection morphogenesis.